This is a messenger RNA of Andrographis paniculata, 510 nucleotides long. Its product is annotated as histone H4. Gene Ontology annotation, cellular component: nucleosome. The transcript has a single exon. Bases 56 to 367 code for a protein of 103 amino acids. The record is from RefSeq and is a predicted model, not a curated record. Lineage: Eukaryota; Viridiplantae; Streptophyta; Magnoliopsida; Lamiales; Acanthaceae. Gene Ontology annotation, biological process: nucleosome assembly. Gene Ontology annotation, molecular function: protein heterodimerization activity; DNA binding; structural constituent of chromatin.
AGUUCAGAAUUCUUCCCCAAAUAGCAGUCGCAGCUCCAAAUUAGGGUUUAACAGAAUGUCGGGAAGAGGCAAGGGCGGCAAAGGACUGGGGAAGGGCGGUGCGAAGCGCCACCGCAAGGUGCUAAGAGAUAACAUCCAGGGGAUAACGAAGCCGGCGAUUCGGCGGCUGGCGCGCCGUGGCGGAGUAAAGCGGAUAAGCGGUCUGAUCUACGAGGAGACUCGCGGCGUGCUGAAGAUUUUCCUGGAGAACGUCAUCCGUGACGCCGUUACCUACACUGAGCACGCUCGCCGGAAGACUGUGACGGCGAUGGACGUCGUCUAUGCUCUGAAAAGGCAAGGCCGAACUCUUUAUGGCUUUGGCGGUUAAGCUUGUGUUUUACAGUAGACCUAGGGGCACUGUAAUUUUUGCUUUAACGAGUUGAAUCAUAUUUGAAAGACAGUAGAUUUUAGCUUCGUUGAUGAAUUGGAAUCAAUUUUUGGAUUUUGUGAAAACGGCAGCUGGAAUGCAAU